Messenger RNA from Jatropha curcas, 1515 nucleotides. It is a transcript of the gene WRI1, whose product is annotated as ethylene-responsive transcription factor WRI1. The record is from RefSeq and is a predicted model, not a curated record. Gene Ontology annotation, molecular function: DNA-binding transcription factor activity; DNA binding. Gene Ontology annotation, biological process: regulation of DNA-templated transcription. Lineage: Eukaryota; Viridiplantae; Streptophyta; Magnoliopsida; Malpighiales; Euphorbiaceae.
CUUGUUUCUAUGUCUCUCCUUGUUUUGGUAAACCACUUUUGGUAACCAGAAAGGGAAAAAUAUCACUUCUCUUCAUUCUUCUAAAGUCACAAAAUCUGCACCAAAAGAAACCUAACCAUAUCUAAUUCUUGCAUUGAGUUCUGUAUUUCUCAUUGUAAGAGUAAAAGAGGAAGAAGAAAGAGUAAAAUGAAGAGGUCUUCUGCUUCAUCUUGCUCUUCUUCUUCUUCUUCUUCUUCUUCUCCAUCCUCUUCUUCGUCUUCUGCUUGUUCUGCUUCGUCUUCUUGCUUAGAUUCAGUAUCUCCUCCUAAUCACCAUCAAUUACGAUCAGAGAAAUCAAAAUCCAAACGCAUUCGAAAAAUUCAAACCAAGCAAGAUAAAUGUCAGACUACAGCUACUACCACCAGUCCAAGCGGCGGCGGUAGGAGAAGCUCCAUUUACAGAGGAGUCACCCGGCAUAGAUGGACUGGAAGGUUUGAAGCUCAUCUUUGGGAUAAGAGUUCUUGGAAUAACAUUCAAAACAAGAAAGGAAGGCAAGGGGCUUACGACAAUGAGGAAGCAGCUGCUCAUACCUAUGAUCUUGCUGCUCUCAAGUACUGGGGACAAGACACCACUUUGAAUUUUCCGAUAGAAACAUACUCAAAGGAGCUUGAAGAGAUGCAAAAGAUGAGCAAGGAAGAGUACUUAGCAUCUCUUCGACGGAGAAGCAGUGGAUUUUCAAGAGGAGUUUCUAAGUACCGGGGAGUAGCUAGGCAUCAUCACAAUGGCCGGUGGGAAGCUCGAAUUGGCCGGGUUUUUGGCAAUAAGUAUCUCUACCUCGGAACUUACAAUACACAAGAAGAGGCAGCAGCAGCAUAUGAUAUGGCAGCAAUAGAGUACAGAGGAGCAAAUGCAGUAACCAAUUUUGAUGUCAGCCAUUACAUAGACCGUUUGAAGAAGAAAGGCAUUCCUUUAGAUAAAAUCCUACCAGAAACACUUUCUAAAGGCUCAAAAGAGUCAGAAGAAAUCGAGCGAACCUCACCCUUACCGUUGCCAUCACCACCAUCACCAUCAAUAACACCAUUACACGAAGAAAUAGUCUCACCACAGCUGCUUGAAACUGAAUGCCCACAACAUCCUCCAUGUAUGGAUACUUGUACUAUGAUCGUUAUGGACCCUAUAGAAGAGCACGAGCUUACUUGGAGCUUCUGUCUCGAUUCGGGGUUAGUUCCGCUCCCUGUGCCUGACCUACCACUAGCAAAUGGCUGUGAGUUACCAGACUUGUUGGAUGACACAGGCUUUGAAGACAAUAUUGACUUGAUAUUUGAUGCUUGUUGCUUCGGAAAUGAUGCCAACCCUGCAGAUGAGAAUGGGAAAGAGAGGUUGUCUUCCGCUUCAACUUCUCCAUCUUGUUCCACAACAUUAACUUCUGUUUCUUGUAACUAUUCUGUUUGAGUGGAGGGUUGAUGUUUGUCUUGACUUUAGAGUUUGUUUUUGGGAAAAGAAAGAUUAUAUAAUUCCAAAUUUUCUUUUUUAAGC